This is a messenger RNA of Camellia sinensis, 1146 nucleotides long. RefSeq names its product 1-aminocyclopropane-1-carboxylate oxidase homolog 1. Lineage: Eukaryota; Viridiplantae; Streptophyta; Magnoliopsida; Ericales; Theaceae. The record is from RefSeq and is a predicted model, not a curated record.
AUGGUAGUCACAAGCACUGGUUUAGUUCAGGCAGUAACAGAAACUGGUUAUGAUAGAAAGAGUGAACUAAAAGCCUUCGAUGACUCUAAAGCUGGAGUUAAGGGCCUUCUUGAUGCCGGGGUGACAAAUAUACCAAAAAUCUUUGUCAAUGGCCACAACCAGCUUCGCUCUGAUGAUCAGUUGGGUUCUGGCAAUUCCAAGUUUAGCAUUCCAGUGAUUGAUUUUGAAGGUAUUGACACAGAUUCAGGUCUGCGUCGUGAGUUUGUUGAGAAAAUUCUAGACUCAUGCGUGAACUGGGGAUUCUUUCAAGUGAUCAAUCAUGGAAUUCCGGUUAGUGUCAUGGAUGGGAUGAUCGAUGGGGUACGGAGGUUUCAUGAACAAGACAUUGAGGUGAGGAAACAGUACUAUUUUCGUGAUGGCAAAGUCAGGAGGUUUUUGCAUUACAGCAAUUUUGAUCUGUUCGAAGCGCCAAUGGCUAAUUGGAGGGAUUCCAUGUCUUGUUUUAUGGCUCCUCAUCCACCUGAUCCUGAGGAAUUGCCUGCUGUUUGCAGAGACAUAAUGUUUGAGUACACAAGGCAAGCAAUGAGAUUGGGAUGUACUAUUUCUGAAUUAUUAUCCGAGGCUCUUGGGUUAAACCCAAACCAUUUAAAAGAGAUGGGUUGUGUUGAGGGGAUUCUCCACCUGGGCCAUUACUACCCUGCCUGCCCCGAACCAGAUUUGACUUUGGGAUCUAGCAGCCACACUGAUUCUACCUUCAUGACCAUCCUUCUACAGAACCAAAUAGGUGGCCUCCAAGUUCUUCAUCAGAAUCAGUGGGUUGAUGUGACCUUCACCCCUGGUGCUCUUAUGGUCAACAUUGGAGAUCUUCUUCAGCUCAUCUCAAACGAUAAGUUUAAAAGUGUUGAACACAGAGUAUUGGCAAAGCAUGUUGGGCCAAGAGUUUCAGUGGCAUGUUUUUUCAGAACAAAUGGUGAUACAAAGAUUACUUCAAGACUUUAUGGACCCAUCAAAGAGUUGUUAUCAGAGGAAAACCCUCCAAUAUACAGAGAAACCACUUUGAAAGACUACCUCAAACACUACUAUGCCAAAGGGCUUGAUGGAGUUCCUUCACUUCCACAUUUCAAAUUGUGAGAUCUGUUGGAAAUG